Cryptomeria japonica (Japanese cedar) is the source of this 2705-nucleotide messenger RNA. Its product is annotated as probable pre-mRNA-splicing factor ATP-dependent RNA helicase DEAH2. Bases 143 to 2308 code for a protein of 721 amino acids. The record is from RefSeq and is a predicted model, not a curated record. Gene Ontology annotation, cellular component: intracellular anatomical structure. The transcript is spliced from 7 exons. Lineage: Eukaryota; Viridiplantae; Streptophyta; Pinopsida; Cupressales; Cupressaceae. Gene Ontology annotation, molecular function: ATP binding; RNA helicase activity; RNA binding.
GUAAAAGGAUAUGCGUUAAAUAGAUAAUUCAUUAGGGCGGUGCGUGGCGCAGAGAAUUCCAUCCUUCUGUUAGGGUUUCGAUGCGUAAAUACUAACUAACGGCAUUGGCAUUGUCAUUUCUGCAACUGUAUUUUCUGGAAAAAUGGGGUCGGAGAGGAAAAGAAAGCUUAGCCUCUUUGAUGUAGUGGACGAAAGCGCCAUUCUUGGUGCUAAGAAAUCUGCUUUUAAUCUCCCUGCUGGCAAUAGCAAUGGAUUGCCUCUCAUCAACCGCUGGACGGGCCGACCGUUUUCUCAGAAGUAUCACGAUAUUCUCGAGAAGAGGAAAACCCUUCCUGUGUGGCAGCAAAAGGUUGAGUUUCUCGAAACGUUGGAGAAAAAUCAGACCAUGAUUUUGGUGGGAGAGACAGGCAGUGGCAAGACUACGCAGAUUCCACAGUUUGUGGUAGAAGCAGGAUACACUUCCAACCGUAAGCAGAUUGCCUGUACUCAGCCCCGUAGAGUGGCAGCAAUGUCUGUAUCUCGCAGAGUGGCUGAAGAAAUGGAUGUGACAAUAGGAGAGGAAGUUGGUUACAGCAUUCGUUUUGAAGAUUGCAGUGGCUCAAAGACUGUUUUAAAGUACUUGACAGAUGGUAUGCUUCUUAGGGAAGCAAUGACUGAUCCACUGUUAGAGCGGUAUAGAGUGAUAAUUCUUGAUGAGGCACAUGAAAGAACUUUGGCUACAGAUGUCCUUUUUGGUCUUCUAAAGGAAGUUUUAAGAAAUCGUCAUGAUUUGAAGCUUGUUGUUAUGAGUGCUACUUUGGAAGCAGAAAAAUUUCAAGCUUAUUUCAGUGGUGCUCCACUUAUGAAAGUACCAGGGAGGUUGCAUCCGGUGGAGAUAUUCUACACACAGGAACCGGAGAGGGAUUAUUUGGAAGCAGCAAUUAGGACAGUUGUGCAAAUUCAUACUUGUGAACCACCUGGGGAUAUACUUGUUUUCCUUACAGGAGAGGAGGAAAUUGAAGAUGCAUGCAAAAAAAUCUCAAAAGAAGUUCAGAAUCUGGGCGAUCAGGUGGGGCCUGUUAAAGCUGUUCCACUGUAUUCUACUCUACCUCCAGCAAUGCAGCAAAGAAUUUUUGAUGCAGCUCCACCUCCUGUAAAAGAAGGUGGUCCAGUUGGAAGAAAAAUUGUGGUAUCCACAAACAUUGCAGAAACAUCUUUGACAAUUGAUGGUAUAGUUUAUGUGAUUGACCCUGGAUUUGCCAAGCAGAAAGUCUACAAUCCUCGAAUACGUGUAGAAUCUUUGCUAGUUUCACCAAUAUCAAAGGCAAGUGCUCAUCAGAGAUCAGGGCGUGCAGGUCGUACACAGCCUGGAAAGUGCUUCAGAUUAUACACUGAAAAAAGUUUCCAUAAUGAUCUUCAACCACAGACUUAUCCAGAGAUUCUACGUUCCAAUUUAGCAAAUGUAGUUCUCACUUUGAAAAAGCUUGGUAUCGAUGAUUUAGUACAUUUUGAUUUCAUGGAUCCACCUGCACCAGAGACUUUGAUGCGAGCAUUGGAGGUUUUGAAUUAUCUGGGAGCUUUAGAUGAUGAUGGAAACUUAACAAAGUUGGGGGAAAUGAUGAGUGACUUUCCACUGGAUCCACAGAUGUCCAAAAUGCUGGUUGUCAGCCCUGAAUUCAACUGCUCCAAUGAAAUUCUCUCCAUUUCUGCAAUGCUUUCAGUCCCCAAUUGCUUUCUCCGGCCUAGGGAAGCUCAGAAAGCUGCUGAUGAAGCCAAGGCUCGGUUCUCGCACAUUGAUGGAGAUCACUUGACGUUGCUGAAUGUUUACCAUGCCUACAAGCAAAAUAAUGAAGACCCUACAUGGUGUUAUGAAAACUUCGUCAAUGCAAGAGCUCUUAAAUCUGCUGACAAUGUGAGACAACAACUUGUACGCAUAAUGAACAGAUACAAUCUCAAGUUGUGUAGCACUGACUUUAAUAGUCGUGACUAUUAUGUAAAUAUACGAAAGGCAAUGCUAGCAGGAUAUUUCAUGCAGGUAGCUCACUUGGAACGCACAGGUCAUUACCUAACAGUGAAAGACAAUCAGAUGGUCCAUCUACAUCCUUCCAACUGUCUUGAUCACAAGCCAGAGUGGGUCAUAUACAAUGAAUAUGUAUUGACAAGUAGAAACUUCAUUCGCACUGUUACAGAUAUCCGUGGCGAGUGGCUGAUUGACAUUGCACCUCAUUAUUAUGAUUUGAGUAAUUUUCCCCAGUGUGAGGCACGGCGUGUAUUGGAGAGGCUCUUUCUUAAACGUGAGAGAGAGAAAGCAGAAUCAAACAGAAAGUGAUAUUCUUGAAUCAUUGCUGUCAUCUGUCCAUUUAAUGAAGAUCAGCGAAAAAUGGUUGACAUGGACAGUGGCAAAUGCUUUCUCAUUGUCCGUAUCAAUGUAAUAUUAGAAUAAAGAUACUAAUGCUUAUUAGAGACAGCUCAAUUGUAUGCAAAUUUGCAUUUACUGGAGUUGGCUCCAAAAAUAUUUCCAUUUGAUCUGACUUGAAGGUUAAGUCAGAGGUAUUGCAUGUUUUUUUUAUUGAAAACAUUCUUUGAGAUUUUCAUAUUGUAGCCAUUGUCUUUUUAUAAUCCUGGUUUUUUUGGUGUUUAUGCAUUACACAAUUGUUGCGAGGUUUCAAGGUUGCAUUAUUGUACGAUUCCAAUUUUUAAUAAAUUUAUUUUAUUUCUGUUGGUUC